AUGGACGACGAUCAAAUUCGUUUACUUAUUGAAAAUAUUGAUGAUGGAAAUACCGAGUUUGACGAAAUCGAUGGCAGUGAUGAAGAAGGAGUUGAUGAGGUAGAAUAUAUAAGUCAUAAUAGUGAUUCUGAACAAUCUUUAGACGGCGAUUAUGAAGAUAAUGGCAACUAUUUAUUUUCUAAUUGGUCGAACGGACCGCAAUUUAUAGGGAAAGAUGGUAAAACUUUUUGGAAAUAUGGUCCUCCACCAAAAAAUAAUAGAAUAAGACGACAUAAUAUAGUUAGACAUAUACCUGGAGUAAAAGGGCUUGCUAAAAAUGCAAAUAGUGUUGAAGAAUCGUGGAAUUUAUUUUUUCCAGAUUCUAUUUUGGAACAAAUUGUUACAUACACAAAUAUUUAUCUUGACCGUAUAAGACCAAAGUUUGAUCGUUCACGUGAUGCAAGACCGACUAGUCUAACAGAAAUAAAAGCGCUAAUCGGUUUAUUAUAUUUAGCAGGUGUUCAUCAGUCUUCUCAUGUGAAUAUAAAGGACUUAUGGGCUAUGGACGGUACAGGUAUUGAAUAUUUUAGAUUAUCGAUGGGUAUGAAUCGCUUUUAUUUAUUACUUCGAGCAAUUCGUUUUGAUGGUAUAACAACACGUGCAAUGAGACAAUCUGUAGACAAUCUAGCACCAAUACGAUCAUUUUUUGAAGACUUUGUUAGAAGAUGUCAAGACUAUUAUGAAUUUAAUAAUUAUGUUACAAUUGAUGAAAUGUUAGAGUCUUUCCGAGGUCGUUGUCGUUUUAGACAAUAUAUUCCUAAUAAACCCGCAAAGUAUGGCCUCAAAAUAAUUGCAUUAGUAGAUUCAAAUACAUAUUAUUCAUAUAAUUUGGAAAUAUAUGCAGGGAAGCAGCCAAACGGGCCCUAUCACUUAAAUAACAGUGCUUGUAGUGUCGUGGAAAGAUUGAUUAGGCCAAUUUCUGGUUCAGGUCGAAAUAUUACGUGCGAUAAUUGGUUCAGCAGUAUUCCUCUCGCAGAAGACCUUCUCAAUAACCAUAAGUUGACCAUGGUUGGAACAUUACGUAAGAAUAAGAGAGAAAUACCACCAAUUUUUGUUCAAAAACUCAAAGAGCGGCCGAAUGAAAGUAGUAUUUUUGGUUUCAAAAAAAACAUGACUUUAGUGUCAUAUAAACCUAAAGCUAAUAAAAUUGUUUUAGUUAUAUCAACUAUGCAUAACGAUGAUAGCAUUGAUACUGACUGUGCUAGAUCAAAGCCUGAAAUGAUCAAAUUUUAUAACUCGACCAAAGGGGGAGUCGACACUGUUGACCAAAUGAAAGGAAAGUAUUCCGUCUCAAGAAAUAGCCGGCGUUGGCCAUUGACAAUAUUUUUUUCUGUUCUAAAUAUUGCGGGCUUAAAUAGCCAAAUUAUUUAUGCUAGUAACACUAAUGCAAAAAUUGUUCGCAGAGAAUAUUUAAAAUGUCUUUCAAAAGCAUUAAUUUAUAAAUAUAUGUUGGAAAGAGUACAGAUAAAAAACAUUCCAAUGAAUAUAAAAGUUCGAAUACGUGAAAUCACAAAUGCUAUAGAGGAACCAGUACAAAAGACGUCAAAUGCUCCUGGAAGAUGUGCAUUUUGUAAUUGGAAAAAAAACCGAAAAACAUUGAAUUUGUGUAACGAGUGCCAAUCAUAUAUAUGUAAAGAACAUACAGCGCCUUCGAUUUGCCAAAACUGUUCACAACGAACGAUGGAAGAUGAUUUUUUUUUAGAAUAA
Macrosiphum euphorbiae (potato aphid) is the source of this 1746-nucleotide messenger RNA. The record is from the annotation of a GenBank genome assembly. Lineage: Eukaryota; Metazoa; Arthropoda; Insecta; Hemiptera; Aphididae.